AUGGAGACGGAGGACCAAUCAGAGUUCUGCUUUCCACAACUCAUUAACAUCUCCUGCAGGAAGCCCACAUCUCAUUGGUCUGAAGAUGUUUUUUUGACUGUUCUGCUGUCCGUCAUCUGCAUCUUCACUGUGGUUCUCAACCUGCUGGUCAUCAUCUCAAUCUCCCAUUUCAGGCAGCUCCACACUCCCACCAACCACCUCCUCCUCUGUCUCGCUGUCUCUGACUUUCUGGUGGGCCUCCUGGUGAUACCGGUUGAGAUCUACAUGAGAAUAUCCUGCUGGACUCUUGGUGAUGUUAUUUGUUGUCUGUGGGUCUGCGUGACUAUCACACUGACGUCUGUCUCCGUAGGAAACAUGGUGCUGAUAUCAGCUGACCGUUAUGUUGCUAUUUGUGAUCCCCUGCAUUAUAAAACCAAAGUUACUGUGAAAAGAGUUCAACUUUGGGUUUGUCUUUGUUGGGUUUUUUCUCUCCUCCUCUGUAGCAUCAUUUUGAAGGAUCAACUGGCUAAUCCUGAAAAGUAUAGUUUCUGCUACGGAGAGUGUGUCAUUAAGCUUAACUUUGAAGGAGGGAUUGUUGACCUUGUUAUGGUUUUCAUCCUUCCUCUUACCAUCAUCAUUACUCUCUACAUGAGAGUGUUUGUGGUUGCUGUGUCUCAGGCCAGAGCCAUGCGCUCUCAUGUUACGUCAAUCAAACUACAACAUUCAGUCGCUGGAAGAGCAAAGAAAUCAGAGCUAAAAGCAGCCAGGAAUCUCGGUAUCCUUGUCCUUGUUUUCUUCAUGUGUCUCUGUCCAUUUUAUAUUGUUUCUCUUGCACAUGACAACAAGAUAAUGUCUUCAUUUUCAAAAUAUGUGCCUUAUUUAUAUGAGUUAAACUCCUGUUUAAACCCGUUAAUAUAUGCCAUGUUUUAUCCCUGGUUUAGAAGAGCUGUCCGACACAUUGUCACUCUCAACAUACUGCAGCCUGGCUCCUGUGGGGAGAGCAUACUGUAG
This is a messenger RNA of Doryrhamphus excisus (bluestripe pipefish), 990 nucleotides long. Its product is annotated as trace amine-associated receptor 13c-like. The record is from RefSeq and is a predicted model, not a curated record. Gene Ontology annotation, cellular component: membrane. Gene Ontology annotation, biological process: G protein-coupled receptor signaling pathway. NCBI's taxonomy places the organism in Eukaryota, Metazoa, Chordata, Actinopteri, Syngnathiformes, Syngnathidae. Gene Ontology annotation, molecular function: trace-amine receptor activity.